AUGAACCACAUCCACAUCCUAAGAGCUGGGGAAGUGAAAGUCAAGAGCAUUGAAAACCCAGAGAAGAACCCCAAAGUCAUAGACAACUGGAUCGAGAGCAUUAGUGAGCUGCAUCGGUCCAAGCCUCCAGCUACCGUACACUACACAAGACCCAUGCCAGAUAUUGACAGCCUGAUGCAAGAGUGGCCGCCUGGGUUUGAGGAGCUUUUGGGGAAGGUGAAUCUCCCCACCGCAGAUAUUGACUGUGAUUUGGCAGAGUAUGUCGACAUUAUUUGCGGAAUCCUGGACAUCCCUGUGUACAAGAACCGGAUUCACUCACUUCACGUGCUGUUCACACUCUACUCUGAAUUCAAAAAUUCACAGCACUUUAAAUCUGUAGCGGAGGGCCAGAAAUCCGACACACCGCCUGCUUCACAAACAGCCACUGCUGAAUUAGAAAGACUCACUUUGGACUGAAGUCUCCUUCAUGGCCUAUUUUCAUACAUCCUGUUUCGUUCUUAGCUGUUGUGUCGCCAGUUGAAGCUGUGAAGUUACAUUCUGUUAUGCAUCUCAGAUUGUAUGAAUUCUUCAUAUGUUUAUGUUUGGCAGACUUGCUUUAGUAAAAACUAAUUUCUUCAAACUGUAGACUGGAAAUGUGUCUUCAAAAAUCAUCAAAUCUUCUCCAUAAUCCGCUGCCUAAUUAUUUCACAGUUUGCAAUGAAUUGGUCUUUUCUUAUUAAAAGGUAAA
Sinocyclocheilus rhinocerous is the source of this 727-nucleotide messenger RNA. RefSeq names its product intraflagellar transport protein 46 homolog. The coding region runs from base 1 to 456 and encodes 151 amino acids. Gene Ontology annotation, cellular component: microtubule organizing center; intraciliary transport particle B; motile cilium. Lineage: Eukaryota; Metazoa; Chordata; Actinopteri; Cypriniformes; Cyprinidae. The record is from RefSeq and is a predicted model, not a curated record. The transcript is spliced from 6 exons. Gene Ontology annotation, biological process: intraciliary transport; cilium assembly.